Messenger RNA from Apaloderma vittatum (bar-tailed trogon), 1188 nucleotides. Its product is annotated as carboxypeptidase N subunit 2-like. The transcript has 2 exons. The record is from RefSeq and is a predicted model, not a curated record. NCBI's taxonomy places the organism in Eukaryota, Metazoa, Chordata, Aves, Trogoniformes, Trogonidae. Gene Ontology annotation, cellular component: extracellular matrix. Gene Ontology annotation, molecular function: protein binding. The coding region runs from base 1 to 1188 and encodes 395 amino acids.
AUGCCCAAAGACUACCAGGAGGUCUACAGAGGGAAUAAAAAUGACAUCAAAGAGAUCCCAAAGAUUGCAAAGCCCUUCAUUUCUGAGAUGAUAUUUUUGCAAACCAGCGUCACUGCUAUAAGGAAAGGUGCCUUCAGGUACAUGCCCAACCUGAUCAAGAUUUUGUUUAUUGGCAACAAGAUCAAGACAGUUGAACCUGGAGCCUUUGAUAAUUUGGACAAGCUGAGGGACUUGGACAUCUCUGGUGCCUUGUUAGAAGAACUGGCUGCAGACACUUUCCAAAACCUCCCAAGCUUGCAGAGGCUAGAGCUGAGAGACAGCCACCUCAGAUACAUCCCCAAAGGCCUGUUUGAUGGGCUGGAGAAUCUGGGAGAGCUCUCGCUGCAUAUCAAUGAGAUCCCUUCUCUUCCAGAAGGUGUUUUUGAUUCCCUCAUCAAUCUAACGUUUUUGGACCUGGCUAGGAACAGGAUCACAACUCUUCCUGGGGAUGUCUUUAGCAAGCUCUGCCAGCUGCGUGUCCUCCGGCUCUAUGAGAAUGAGCUGCAGGACCUCCCGGAGGGGCUGCUGGACAGUCAGUCAGGGCUGCUGGAGCUCAGCCUCCAGAGAAACAGGCUCAGGGCACUGCCACCCAUGCUCCUGAGGAGCCUGCCUCACCUGGAGAAACUCCUCUUGGAUAAUAACCACAUCAGGGUUCUCCCAUCGCAGAGCUUUUUUGGUUUAAACAAACUGAAGCUUCUGACUCUGGGUUCAAACAACAUUAUGGAGCUCCCCUGCUGCCUUUUUGACACCAUGCCACACCUGCAGGAGCUGGACCUGGGACAGAACAGUUUGGCCACACUUCCAGAUGGCAUCUUUGUCAACCUCACAUCACUUAGCAAACUCAUCUUGUCCCACAACCAGCUAGCAGCCCUGCCAAGAGGAGCUUUCACUGGGCUCAGCAAGCUCUUGGACCUCCAGCUGGAGACAAAUCAGCUUUCUGCUCUGGAUGAUGAGGUCUUUACUUCUCUCCCAAAUCUGAAAACACUCAACCUUCGGAAGAACCACCUGGAAAGUGUUCCCAGACGACUGCUGGACCCCCUGAAGAAGCUCAGCUCAGUGUAUCUGAGUGAGAACCCAUGGAGAUGUGACUGCAACCUCUGCUACCUGCACAUCUGGAUCCUGGGCAACAGUGAGAAGGGCAAGCAGUGA